AUGAAUUGCUUCCAGUGGCUCUUCAGCAGCGGGACGACUGAGAUCAUUCGGCCAAGCAAGUCAAAUGAUGGCAAGCGACUGUUGGUGCCAAAGGGAGAACAGAUGUUUGGCUUGAUGCCCUUGUGCUUCGCCACCUAUCCAGCGAUUGCCUUGCGUGUGCCAAAGUGCGACGAGAAGCGCUUGAAGCAGUCCUUGUCCAAAGCACUCGAUUUGGUGCCAAGCGCAGCUGGACGCUAUGGAGAGAAUGGGGACAUUUUGGAGCUCAACGACGCAGGUGUGCCAUUUACCGUGGUCCAAUCGCAGGAAGCCUCUGCACCCGAGAAGAUCGAGGAGCCAAAGCUCCUGAACUUUGCCACCUUCCACAGGCCAUGGAGUGUGCGGAACGGCUACAGUCCUUUGAUCUCAAUCAAAUUGACCAGCUACAAAGAUGGAAGUGGUGUCCUGGCCUUCUCUCGCUCACACAUGUUGUUCGAUGGCUCCUCGGCUUGGAUCUUCUUGGGCAUUUGGGCUAGCUUCGCAAAGAGCGACACCGUCAAAGAGCCCUCAUGGCGGAAGGAGGAGGUGGUCAAACUGCUUCCUGAUGAUAAGGAAUUCCAAGAAAUGGCACAGAAAAUGUUUGGCAUCAACCCAAAACCCACGAUCUUGACCAAACUCAUGAAGAACUUUCUGAUCCCAGUGGUCGGUGCUGUCAUGGACACGUUCUUCCUCUACGCUGGCUACUCCUUGACCAGAUAUCGGUUCUUCUUCUCAGAUGAAGAGUUGGCCCUGCUGAAAGACGAGGCAACGCCCAAGGAGGUGGCAGCAGGUCAAGACAACUGGGUGACCACACAAGAAGCUCUUUGUGCUUUCAUGCUGUUGGCUCUUGGGCGCAACUGCUUGCCAAAGACCUGCUCGGGAAGUGUUGCGAUGAUUUUUCUGCUGGAUGUCAGGAAAGCCCUGAAGCUGUCUCCAAAUCAGCUCAUGGGAAAUGGCCUCACCUUCUGCAGCCUCUCGAUCGAGUCGCAGAAAUUGUUGGCCAUGGAUCUCCCUGGCUUAGCAAGCCACUUACAUCAAAUGCUCUCCACAGGUGAGGGCCCUGGCUCCCUCGAGUCACAGCGAGACUUGUGGCGAGUCACCAACGGUGCCUGCGAGAGAGAGGUUCAGAACAAUAUUCUUCAAAAGAUUCAUCGGCCAGAUAACUGUGACUUGAAAUUUGCCGUGAACAACUCCUCGAAGAGAAUCUUGCCAGACUAUGGCAUCGGCCGCUGCGAUUCUGUGGUGACCAAUGCCGGGCCAACCGUCUUCCUGCCACCUGGAUCCACCACGAUCCACCUAGCCUUCGACCGUGCGGAACGGGCAGAGGAUGAUUUGAAGCAGGCUUCAGGGUCGCCCUUGGCUUGUUUGAUGACUGACGAGUGGGAUGGUCCUUGCGACACUGCGACUCACUGUCCUAGGCAGAUGCAAACCACCGAGAGCACCAUGUACACAGAUCCACAGGCGCUCACCGUGGAGCCCAUGAAUUCGGGCCCUCUCGCCUCAAGUUCCGUCGACGUGCGAGAGCUGAAGGCUGCCAUCCAGAAGGCGCUGGGCAUUCCCAGCCACCAGCAGCGCCUCCUCCGCGGCUCUGAGGAGUUCAACGAGUGGGAUGGCCUUGGAGAAGACUUCGAGGUGUCUCUACUGCGGCAGGCCGCCCUGACGGACAGCGAGAGAUCCUAUUGGGCCGAGCAGUUGCAGAAGGAUGGAAUGGAGCUGCUCUAUGCCCCCGAAGAGGUCCAGGCAGAUCGAGAGCUGGUGAUGCUGGCAGUCCAACAGGCUGGCGAAGCCUUGGCCAUUGCCGCCGACGACCUGCACCACGACCGCCCGGUGGUCCUCCAUGCAGUGAAGCAAAACGGCUUAUCCUUGACCUAUGCCUCAGCAGCGCUGAAAAAUGAUAAGGACUUGGUCUUGACCGCCGUGCGGCAGAACGGCUUGGCGCUGCGCCACGCGGACGGACGCCUGCGGCGGGAUCCUCAGGUGGCCAUGGCUGCUGUGCAGCAGAACGGCUAUGUCAUUUCGGAUUCUUCCUUCGACGCAAGCUUAAGAGAUGACCCAGACAUCGCCCUAGCAGCAGUCUCUUACGAUGGCUGUGCCCUGAAGCAUGUGUCUGCGCAGUUACGAAAGGAUCGGCAAAUCGUUUUGGCUGCUGUGCGAUCCAAUGGCAACGCCAUUAUGUGGGCAGAUCCAGUCUUUAGAUCUGAUCGAGAGGUGAUGCUGCAGGCGGUGCGCUACCAUGGCACCUUACUGCGGUGUGCUUCGGAGGACCUUCGUCACGACCGCGAGGUGGUCUACCAGGCAGUCCUGGGCCAUGGUUAUGCCUUAUCCUAUGCCUCGACGCCUUUGCGGGCGGAUCCCUUGUUGCUACGCCUGUCAUCUCGCCCACACUGUCAUAUUCCAAUUCGCCUGGAAGACGAGAAGAUUGUUUACAUCGAGGAUGGGGACGAUCGCUGA
This is a messenger RNA of Durusdinium trenchii, 2466 nucleotides long. The record is from the annotation of a GenBank genome assembly. NCBI's taxonomy places the organism in Eukaryota, Dinophyceae, Suessiales, Symbiodiniaceae.